Molecule: messenger RNA, 2138 nt
Organism: Macrobrachium nipponense
Lineage: Eukaryota; Metazoa; Arthropoda; Malacostraca; Decapoda; Palaemonidae
Product: glucose dehydrogenase [FAD, quinone]-like
Exons: 14
Coding region: 188-2071 (627 amino acids)
Molecular function (GO): oxidoreductase activity, acting on CH-OH group of donors; flavin adenine dinucleotide binding
Source: RefSeq, a predicted model, not a curated record
AUAGCCAAAAUACUAUCCUAAAUAGGCAAAUUUUUUUGUCAAAAUAAGCGAUAUAUCUGAAGACUUAAUGAAUGUCAACCAACAGGACUUGAACAUUAUGAAAAGGAAGAAAAUAAUUAUCUGGAAGUGACUUCAUUUUCUGACAAUCUCUACACUAAAAAAAAAAAAAAAUACCCCUGAACCAAAGAUGUUUGUCAACUACUUCACGUCCGUGCCCACGACCGUCUUCUUAGGGGCACUGAUGCCCCUCCUGAGGAUCCUGCUCUCAGCAGUGGUAGAGGAGGCGAGAGAGGCGGAGAGAGCCUUCAGCGCUCCAGAGAACUUUCUGGAAGAGUACGACUUUAUCGUCGUCGGGAGCGGAGCCGGAGGUGGCGUUGUGGCAUCCCGCCUGGCAGAAGUGCCCUCCUGGAACGUCCUCCUGCUGGAGGCGGGUCCUGUCCCGCCGCAGGACAGUUACAUCCCGGGGCUGUUCGCCUUCGGAUACAUGCGGGGCAACAAUGACUGGGACUACGUCACCGAACCUCAGAACAACUGUCUCAAGAGCUUCGUUGACCAGCGUGCCACUAUGCCACACGGGAAAGUUUUGGGGGGUUCGACGAUAACAAAUGGGAUGUUGUACGCCCGAGGCAACAGAAAGGAUUUCGAUUACUGGGCGUCGCUGGGCAACGCUGGGUGGGAUUACGAAAACUGCCUUCAUUACUUCAGGAAAAGUGAGAACUACAGGGGCAGCCAGCUUGGAGAAACAGAGCUGUACCACGGCCGAGGCGGUCCAAUGUCUGUUACGGGGUCUCAUCCCGGAGACCUCUCAGUGGCAUUCCUGGCGGCAGGCGCAGAGCACGGCUUUGAUAUCAUCGACCCGAGCGGACCCGUUCAGACAGGUUUUUCUAAGCCUUAUUUCAAUAUAGGAGAUGGCAUCAGGUCUUCUGUAGCUUACUCAUUCAUCAGGCCAGCAGCAGCAUGGCCCAAUCUUCAUGUACUACAUAGUGCUACAGUACAAAAGAUCAUCUUGGAUGACGAGAAAGGAUCCAAGGGAGUGAUAUUCAAACACGAUAACGUGUUGUAUAAAGCGAUGGCCAGCAGAGAGGUCAUCAUCAGCGCUGGGGCUCUUGGAUCGCCGAAACUCCUGAUGCUUUCCGGCAUAGGACCAGAGGAACAUCUACAGGAACACGGAAUAACAACCUAUAGCUCAUGUUCCGGAGUUGGACAGAAUCUGCAAGACCACAUGGGCGUGUACGGCCUCGUCUGGACGAUUAACAAAGGUUCAUCCUCCUCUAUGAGACAAAUCAUUGCUCCAGGAGCUAUUGAGCAAUAUGUGCUUGAAAGAGGAGGUCCUUACGCUGCCCCAAUUGGGGAUAUAGCAAACGCUUGGAUAGGCGUCAACGGAGAGAUCGACAAUGAUUAUCCUGACAUCCAAAUAUCGCUCUCACCUGCGCCAUUCCACCUCGAUAAAGGGCUCUUUGUUCCCUACAUCUUCGGCCUGGACAAAGCGCUCUACAUGCGGCAUUAUUCCCCCUUGUUUGGUGAGGAUGGCUUCACACUAGUCAUUAACCUGCUGAGACCCAAGAGUGUUGGAUCAGUGACCCUCAGAUCUAGCAACCCAGAAGACCUACCUGUUAUUGAUCCUCAAUACCUAAGCCAAGAGGAUGAUAUAUACACCUUACUGAAAGAUGCCGAAGUAGCUCCAGGACUCAUGCAGAAGAGCGUGCUCCACCUGAUAAUAGGGAAUUCAACUACUUUCAGACAGACUUUUGGGGCUAAGCUGUACAAUAAUUCAAUUCCAGGUUGUGAAGGCGAGACCUUCGGGUCGGACGGCUACUGGGUAUGUUACUUACGUCACAUGGCAACUUCCUUUUGGCAUCCUGCCGGCACUUGCAAGAUGGGUCCUGCAGAUGACCCCUUUGCUGUCGUCGAUCAACGGCUAAGAGUUCACGGAGUGAAAGGCCUGAGAGUCAUUGACGCGUCUAUAAUGCCCGUAAUCGUCUCGGCUAAUCCGAUGGCAGCGUCGAUCAUGAUCGGGGAGAAGGGAGCCGACCUCAUCAAGCAAGACUGGGGCCUCAAUGUCGGAUACUGAAACCAGCGUUGUUUGGCGUAACAUCGACUUUGUAAAUAUCUUUUCCAAUAAAACAAAUACUUCUUGA